Cyphomyrmex costatus is the source of this 1426-nucleotide messenger RNA. Its product is annotated as transmembrane protein 184C. The transcript is spliced from 7 exons. The record is from RefSeq and is a predicted model, not a curated record. Bases 133 to 1413 code for a protein of 426 amino acids. NCBI's taxonomy places the organism in Eukaryota, Metazoa, Arthropoda, Insecta, Hymenoptera, Formicidae.
GCGUGGUAUUCCGGCCGGUGACGUUCGCGACGCUCUAACGUCGUCGAGACGUCAGCUCGUCGUUACUGUGAAACGAAUCGAGUCCAGUUGUAGUCUGAAAUGUGACGGCACCUGAAGCAUCCAAGGAGAGUGAUGGCUUCGAUCUGCCGACGUUGGAGAUUAUGGAUAUUGCCUGUGCUGACCUGCCUGUAUGCGCUACUCAUUGUUAUACUUGUACCAAUCUUACUAGUCAAUUCCAUUAAGAAUGGCUUUAAGAAGCAGGAUCAAGGUGCACUGGUGGGUGGCGCCUUCGUCUUGUUGGCAUUGCCUAUCGCUUUUUAUGAGAUUGUUCAACACAUGAUAUACUAUACGCAACCUAGGCUACAGAAAUAUAUAAUAAGAAUAUUAUGGAUGGUACCCAUCUACGCAGUCAAUGCUUGGUUAGGUUUGGUAUUUCCUGAAGGAAGUAUAUACGUGGACAGCUUGAGAGAAUGUUACGAAGCUUAUGUAAUAUAUAAUUUCAUGAAGUAUUUACUGGCCUACCUGAACGCCGACCACCAAUUGGAGCAUAGACUGGAAAUUUCUCCUCAAGUACAUCAUAUGUUUCCUCUGUGCUGUCUACCUGAUUGGGAGAUGGGCAGAGAAUUUGUACAUAUGUGCAAGCAUGGUAUUUUACAAUAUGCAGCUGUUAGGCCUAUAUCAACGUUGAUAUCAUUCAUAUGCGAACUGAAUGGAGUAUAUGGAGAAGGUGAAUUUAAAGGAAAUGUCGCUUUUCCAUACAUGAUUGCCCUAAACAAUUUAUCACAAUUCGUUGCCAUGUACUGUCUGGUACUCUUUUACCGUGCCAACGUAGAGGCCUUGAAGCCAAUGAAGCCAAUUGGAAAGUUUUUAUGUAUCAAAGCUGUCGUGUUCUUCUCAUUCUUUCAAGGAGUAUUGAUAGCUCUUUUGGUGUACUUUGAUGUCAUAUCGAGUAUUUUUAAUACGGAUAACUCGGAUGACAUCAGGAAUAUAUCGUCCAAAUUGCAAGAUUUUCUAAUUUGCAUAGAGAUGUUUUUAGCCGCGGUGGCGCAUCACUAUAGCUUCUCCUACAAACCAUUUGUCAAUUUAGCGCAGGGUCAAGCGUGGUGGGACGCAUUUAGAGCAAUGUGGGACGUUUCUGACGUGCAUAACGACAUAAAAGAACAUUUGGGCGUUGUGGGCUCGUCCCUAAGUCGCAGGAUACGAGGACGUGGUGCAUAUCAGCAGACUUGGGGAAGCGCGACAGAACGUACGUCACUCCUACCCGAGGCUACGGCGAGCCAGGCCAGAAGCGCGCCUGCCUGUUCAUUCUCGGGUUACAAUACCGAGGCCGGACUGAACAAUAAUCCAUCCGUUGCGGAAUCCGAGGAGGCGACUGCGAACACGCUGGAUAGCACUAAUGCCAUUAAUACGUAACCAAUACGACCGA